AUGUUUAACGACAAGUUGGAUAAAACUCUGAAGAAAGGAAAUGAUAAAGACAAAUUCGAUCUUUUCUUUGAAAAUUUUGAAAAGGAGAAAAUAGCCGAUCGUGCUGUUUUAUAUGGUCAUAAAGUUGUAAAUGGAAUUCGGAAAAAGUUGCAUUCAAAAAAUAGCAAAAAUGUUGGUGGUAAACAUGGGGAAGAGCAUAAGAAGGAAAAUUAAAGAUGAAAUGUGAGAAGAAAUUUAUUCGAGGUUUUGGAACAGAUGAAGUUUUAAUUUGGGCUACAAGCCAAGAACCAUUGACCGAAUGUACAUACGUCCCCUUAUAAAUAUAUACCACAU
Meloidogyne enterolobii is the source of this 333-nucleotide messenger RNA. Lineage: Eukaryota; Metazoa; Nematoda; Chromadorea; Rhabditida; Meloidogynidae. The record is from the annotation of a GenBank genome assembly.